Molecule: messenger RNA, 717 nt
Organism: Paramecium sonneborni
Lineage: Eukaryota; Ciliophora; Oligohymenophorea; Peniculida; Parameciidae
Source: the annotation of a GenBank genome assembly
UCUUAUAAUUAUUUCUUUUAUAAAUGGAUUAAAGUGAUUUUCAAAAAGACUUGAUUGAAUCAGAGGAAGCUUUUAUAGAAUAAUUCGAUAGAAAUUCAGCUAAUUUCCAUCAUGGAAAUCCAACAGUUGUUCCAAUAGGAGGUUAAAGAAUUCCUGAUUCAAUGCCAACAAUGUACCCAGAAUAAGUAUAAGAGAAUGAAUCAUAAAAUGUAAGGAUUUACAAAAUUAUUUCAAUCCGCAGGAGUAAGAUUUUGGACCAGAAUACAAAUAGUUAAUGUAAUAUAAGGAGGUCUUGGAUUUAUUAAAAAAGGUAAGUAAUUAUUUUAUAUAAUAAGUCAUUGAAUAAAAUAUCAGCUCAUCAUGAAGCUCUUUUGCGUAAUUAAGAAAGUCUAAAAAAAUCAGAAAAUUAGGUUCAAAUUUAAAAAUUCUAAGGUUUGAUUGAUAAUGAAAGAUCUAAUUUAAAAAAUACAAUUUAAUAAUUAGAAGGAUACUCAAAAUUUGUCUUAUAAUAAGCACGGUAUAAUUAAAAUUACCUUUAGAUUCUAAAAUAGAUAUAAUGAUCUGUUAUAAAUUCUAUCUUUAGCAAUGAAGACAUAUAAUACUAAAGAAGAACUAUUUGAAUUUGGUACAUUAAUAAAAAAUAUGACAUCAUUAAUAUUUAAAGAUAAUUAGAAAUUAACAGAGGACAUUAAAUAGAUUAAAAAAUAAAAAAAGUGA